AUGGGAUUCGUAGUGGGUUACAUUCUUGGUUUCGCAUUAGGGUUCGGUUUGAUGGUGGGCUUUGCCCGAUACCAGAAUACCAGAUCCAAGAGUCGAACUGAUUUGGCAGCAGCAGUAGCAGCUCUUUCGAGGAUGACAGUCCAAGAUUCGAGGAAACUUCUUCCAGAUCAAUUCUACCCUUCUUGGCUUGUGAAUUGGCUUAAUCACCUUAUUGAGAAAAUAUGGCCUUACGUUGACGAGGCUGCUUCGGAGAUAAUAAGAAGCUCGGUGGAGCCAAUUCUGGAGCAAUACAGACCAGCAGUUUUGGCUUCCCUCAAGUUUUCUAAGUUGACUCUAGGCACUGUCGCACCACAAUUCACAGGAUUUACCAUCAUUGAAGGUGAACCUAAAGAGAUUGUAAUGGAAUUGGAUUUGCAGUGGGACGGAAAUCCAAAUAUUGUACUCGAUAUUAAGACUAGAGUUGGCGUAGCGUUACCAAUACAGGUAAAAAAUAUUGGAUUUACGGGGGUUUUCAGGCUAAUAUUCAAGCCUCUAGUCGACGAGAUUCCAUGUUUUGGAGCUGUUUGUUAUUCCUUGAGAGAGAAGAGAAAUCUCGACUUUACGCUCAAAGUGGUUGGUGGUGAUAUAUCAUCAAUUCCAGGAAUAUCUACUGCCCUUGAGGAUACAAUACGAGAUGCUAUUGAAGAUUCUAUCACAUGGCCCGUCCGUAAAAUUAUACCCAUAAUACCUGGAGAUUAUAGUUACCUAGAAUUAAAGCCGGUUGGAAUUUUGGAAGUGAAGCUCAUUGAAGCAAAGGAGUUAACAAAUAAAGACGUGAUCGGAAAAUCCGAUCCCUUUGCAAAGAUAUUCAUCCGUCCUUUACGUGACAGAACAAAAACAAGCAAAACAAAAGAUAAUCAAAUAAAUCCAAUAUGGAACGAGCACUUUGAGUUUGAAGUUGAGGAUGUGGUGACUCAAAACCUGACGAUAAAGAUUUACGACGAUGAAGGAAUCCAAGCUGCUGAAUUGAUUGGGUGUGCUCAAAUGCCACUCCGUCAGCUUGAGCCUGGUAAGGUCAAAGACGUGUGGCUCAAACUGGUCAAGGAUCUUGAAAUCCAACGAGACAACAAGAACCGCGGUCAGGUGCAUUUGGAGUUGUUAUACUGCCCAAUGAGCAGUGAGAGUGCGUUUAUGAAUCCGUUCGACCCGGAUUUCAGAUUAACAUCUCUGGAGAAGGCACUUAAGCAAGUAACAGAUGAUGGAGCAGAUGAGGAUCCACCAAAAGCUGCAUCGAAGAAGAAGGAUAUUAUAAUCAGAGGAGUUCUGUCUGUGACAGUGAUGUCUGCAGAGGAAUUGCCAACUACUGAUUUCAUGGGAAAAUCGGACCCUUUUGUCGUACUGACUAUGAAAAAGUCUGACCAAAAGAACAAGACAAGGGUAAACAAACACAUUAUUAAUUACUAA
Erythranthe guttata (spotted monkey flower) is the source of this 1443-nucleotide messenger RNA. Lineage: Eukaryota; Viridiplantae; Streptophyta; Magnoliopsida; Lamiales; Phrymaceae. The record is from RefSeq and is a predicted model, not a curated record.